Odocoileus virginianus texanus is the source of this 2897-nucleotide messenger RNA. Lineage: Eukaryota; Metazoa; Chordata; Mammalia; Artiodactyla; Cervidae. The record is from RefSeq and is a predicted model, not a curated record.
GUGUCUUAAUGAGAACGCAGGGUCACGGGACCCGGGACCUGCAGUUUCCAUCCCUGUAAGCACUGUCCACAGCUGGUUGUGCUAAAGCUCUUCCAUUCCCUCCAUCCUCCUUUUUUUUUUUCUUCUGAGUUUGCAGAGCAAACAAUGAGCUUUCCAUCCUCAGUACUAGCCUGCCCAUGGGUAUCCUCAGGUCUCUAUGUGAAUCAUUUUUUAUAUGGUAUGAGAUACAUAUAAUACAAUGCAUAAGUCUUAAGCCCUUGGUUUGAGAGACUAAAUACAUGGACAAAAGGCUGGACCGUAUCUAAACAUAGGACUCUGACCACCAACCUGCAGCAACCAGCCCAGAAAACCAACACUUUAUCUAUAAUAACCAGCCCAGGAAGCCAGCCUGCUAGAUGGCAGAUUUGCAGGAAGCCAGAUUGUUAUCUCUGACAACAAUUCAGAAAGCUGAACAAUUACUUCUGUAACAAUCAACCCCUAGUAGCCGGGGCUUGAUUAAUAACUGACAGCUCUCCUACUUUCUGUCCCUGAUUGCAACUUAGGAUCAACAGAAGAAAACUACAGUGUACUCCUAGACCAUCACAUAGGAUGCUCUGCCUCUAGUUUGUCCAUCUGUAGCUUCAUCAGGGCGACAGCCUCCAAUCAGGGCACACCUGGAGCCUUCCAUUUUUUUCCACUAUAAAGCUUUCCCUCUCCUCUGCCUACCUUUGAGUCUCUGCCAAAAUGCUAACGAUAGAAAUUGACUCUUGUGAUAGAAAACCCUGAAUAAAUAGCCUUUGCUUUUCUCUUUGCUGGCUGGUUAUUAUUCCCACGGGCUCAGUAUGUGUAAGUCUAUGUAAUCACCACCCAGAUCAAGAUACGGAACAUUUCCAGCACCCUGAAAAGCUCUCUCAUCUCUUCCCAGAUGAUACCCAACUGCCAAAACUCCACUACCUAGAGACAAUCUACUCUGACUUCAAACAUAAUAGGCAUCAAGAGUAAAGGGCUUGGUGUAUGUGGCUGGAUCCUGCUUUUCCUUUCUUUCCUGCUGAUGGUCAUUACCUUCCCGAUCUCCAUAUGGAUGUGCUUGAAGAUCAUUAAGGAGUAUGAACGUGCUGUUGUAUUCCGACUGGGACGCAUCCAAGCUGACAAAGCCAAGGGACCAGGUCUGAUUCUGAUCUUGCCCUGCAUAGAUGUGUUUGUCAAAGUUGAUCUUCGGACCGUUACUUGCAACAUUCCUCCCCAGGAGAUCCUCACCAGAGACUCUGUGACCACUCAGGUGGAUGGAGUGGUCUAUUACAGGAUCUAUAGCGCCGUCUCAGCAGUGGCUAAUGUCAAUGAUGUCCACCAAGCCACAUUUCUGCUGGCUCAGACCACUCUGAGAAAUGUCUUAGGGACACAGACCUUGUCCCAGAUCCUAGCUGGCCGAGAAGAGAUUGCCCAUAGCAUCCAGACCUUACUUGAUGACGCCACCGAGCUGUGGGGGAUCCGGGUGGCCCGGGUGGAAAUCAAAGACGUCCGGAUUCCCGUGCAGUUGCAGAGGUCCAUGGCUGCUGAGGCCGAGGCCACCCGGGAAGCCAGGGCCAAGGUCCUUGCAGCGGAAGGAGAAAUGAAUGCUUCUAAAGCUCUGAAGUCCGCCUCCAUGGUGCUGGCUGAGUCACCGGCAGCCCUCCAGCUGCGUUACCUGCAGACCUUAGCCACCGUGGCCACAGAGAAGAAUUCCACCAUUGUGUUUCCUCUGCCCAUAAAUAUGCUAGAGGGCAUUGGUGGCAUCACCUACGACAACCACAAGAAGGUCCCCAACAGAGCCUGAGGUCCUCCUGCUGCCUCCAGCCAUCACUUAGGCAUAUCUGUUCCUAUGGCAACCCCAGCAGUUAGAAGUGUUGAGAAUGUCAACACUAUUCAAGCAGAGUAACUUUACAGCUGGAUCAGCAUUAGCAGGAAAAGGCAUAGAGGCUACAAAAAGAAAAAAGAAAGAAAGAAAGAAAAGAACGGCUGUAUGUUACUUUUAUUUUUAAGAAAGGAAAGAAAACUUUGCAUUAGUCUUAGGAUAAUCAGUAAGUAGGCAUUGCUGACUUAGAGCAGGAACUUUCUUGUUGUAGCUGGGGUGAUCUUUGGGUGACCGUGAUUAAGAUUUCAGAAUUACUUUUUAAUGAGUUUAAUCAGGGCUUCCCUGGUAGCUCAGACGGUAAAGAAUCUUCCUGCAAUGCAAGAGACUUGGAUUCAAUCCCUGGGUUGGGAAGAUUCCCCUGGCACUCUAGAUAAUCGGCAAAGUAACACAUUUAUACUAGCUAUUUGCCUUAUCAAUCGAAAGUGAUUAUUUGCUCACUUUCCAGUUCUAGCUAUCUGCUUUGUAAUUCCAAAGUAGUUAUUAGCUAAAUUUCUAAUUGUGACAACAAAAUCCCCAGAAUGCUUAAAAUUAUGAUUGAUUUUGAUGUUUAGGACUAAAGAGGCACUGAGGCUUCUGGCUGCAAAUUUAUCACCACUUCCCUCUCCCAGGCAGAUUGCCCUCAGCUCCCUGGCUGCGUGUCCUCCUCCUGGGACUGGUGGCCAAUCCUGGCCUCCCAGCACCUUUGUCAGAGGGUGAGAUGAGAUGCUGUGACCCUGCACGCUCCAGUCUGCUUAUUUGUUCACAAGUGAGAAGCUGGCAAAAGGUUGUGUUGUUUUAACUCACUGGGGAACAGUAGCCUGCAAAUUUCAUGUUUUCAGUCUCUCCUUUGUCCCAAGAGCCACAAGUCAUCAAGGAUUGUUUGUAAACUCUACUCUUCCUCUCUAACCCCUGCCUCCAAACCUCUCAAAAAUAAAGAUGCCAUAGAAUGUGAAUGUAUUUUAAAAAUUGCUUUUCUGGAGAUUGUUUUGUUGCCAUGGUGCAGUUUUCUUUUGGGAUCCAUUUUGAGCAAUGGGAUAGAAUUUUUUAA